Rhodotorula toruloides NP11 is the source of this 825-nucleotide messenger RNA. RefSeq names its product peptidyl-tRNA hydrolase, PTH1 family. The transcript is spliced from 3 exons. The record is from RefSeq and is a predicted model, not a curated record. Lineage: Eukaryota; Fungi; Basidiomycota; Microbotryomycetes; Sporidiobolales; Sporidiobolaceae. Bases 1 to 825 code for a protein of 274 amino acids. Gene Ontology annotation, molecular function: peptidyl-tRNA hydrolase activity.
AUGGCGCCGAAACGCAUGCCCCGGCAUAUGGCCCCGAGGCGACUCGCCAUCGUCGGACUGGGCAACUACACUCAUCCCUUGACCCGGCAUUCUAUCGGCCAGAUCCUCUUGCAGAACCUAGCAAAACGAGCCGCCGCCGACCCGCUGUUGAGGUCGGGUUCCUCGACGCUCAAAUCCGCCCGCCACGGCAUGCGGCACGCCUGGGUCGCCGAGAUGGUCCUACACCCACGCCCGGACUCGGAGGACAACAAGCCUCUCGAACUGCGGUUCAUCGUGCCCAAGUCGCCGAUGAACUUGACGGGACGGACGGCGCUAGGGUUCUUCUGGCAGUGGUUGCCGACUAUUGCGCGGAGUCAACCGAAACCGGGUUCGCCUGAGGCGCUCGCGUUGGCGGAGAAGGGCGAGCAGUGGUGGGAUGCGGUGGAGGUGGACAAGGAGGUCAACAUCGCGGCGGAGGAGCGGAGACUGGCGAAAGAAGAGGCGGAGCAGCCGAAGCGGGUCAAGUCGAUGUACCGCCUCCUCACGCUGCAGGAUAACCUCGACCUCUUUCCUUCAAAGUACCUCUACCAGCGCGGCGGCGGCAGCAAGGGCCACAACGGAUUGCGGAACGUGAUUGAGAAGUACCAGACGGAGCGGUUCCACCGGAUCUGGGUCGGGAUUGGGCGGCCAGAGCGAAGGGAGGACGUUGCGGAAUGGGUGCUGGGACCGUUGACGCGGGACGAGGUCGAGGCGUGCGAGUACGACGAGGAGACGAAGCACGAGGGCGAGGUGUUGGCCAAGGCGUACAAGGAGAUGAUGCGGAUAGGCUACGACGAGCCGGCAUGA